This is a messenger RNA of Corticium candelabrum, 2030 nucleotides long. RefSeq lists its product as uncharacterized. The transcript has 15 exons. The coding region runs from base 306 to 1868 and encodes 520 amino acids. Lineage: Eukaryota; Metazoa; Porifera; Homoscleromorpha; Homosclerophorida; Plakinidae. Gene Ontology annotation, molecular function: zinc ion binding. The record is from RefSeq and is a predicted model, not a curated record.
UAAUUAACACAAAGCAAUUAAUUAAUUAUUUAAUUAAUUAGUGAACACAAUCCAUGGCCAGAUUGUGCUCAUGACUGUCUCGGAGACCCUGGACAGAAAUGAUAGCAAACUUGCCACGUUUAGAAUAUGUUACAAGUACUUCCUUUCGAUACAUACCCUACAGUUACCUACAGUACUACUGUACCGUAGGACACUUGUAUAUAUUAUCCGGGCAAUGACUGUACAUACGGGCUCUACAUAAUAUUCAUGACGUAACUGUCGUCGGAUUCGAUGGGCUGCACUUUCUGUGGUAUUGUCAGUGAACGAUGAAUUUGUCUAGUAAUCUCAGCUGGUUCUUACUUGGUCGGUCGAACGCCUCGGUAUGUCCAGAAGACUGUCUGAAGAGAGGUUCAUGCUCUCACGGCACGUGUCUCUGUGAGGUCCAGUACAGUGGAGCAUCUUGUCAACACGUCAAUCUUCCAUAUGUCAUCUCAUUUGGUUUUGUGUUUCAUGUUAUUUCAGCCGUUUCAUUCCUACAACUGAUUCUCAGCAUAAUAUCUGAUUACCAACAAAGCACAAAAUGUCGUGUAAAAACAGCUUUUAGGAUGACGACAUCAAAGUGUCUCUACUUAUUUACAGGACUGGCGACUCUUUCCAAAGGCCUUUAUUUUUCUUUAAUGGAACAUAUCCCAAAUCAGUGGUCAUUGAAUCUGGAGAGUACGUACUACCCAUUCGUUCUGGCAAGUGUAGCACUAAUUGUGUGCUUUUGGGCUGAGAUCUACAUGAAAGGAAUUCAGACUGGUGGUUCCAGCUUCCUUCUUCACUCUCACGUUGCAUAUUCUUCGUUUUGUGGAGUUAUCUACACUUUGUUAGGAGCUAAAUGGAUUGUGACCGAAUUUGUAGAUGAUGCUGCAAAGGAUCACAUUCACCAGACAAUUGAAUGUGUGUGGGCAGGUCUCAUGUUGAUAGUUUUUGUAUUCUUUCUUAUCUUUGGAGUCGAACUAUUUUUCAAGGUUCGUGGUGCAUUUGCUACUGACACUGCACAUUUGAAUAAUCAUCAAGUGCAAUGCUCACGAUUUGGUCUUGUGAGCCAAGCUCUAUUCCAGUUGGGUGUGGCAGCUCUACUUAUUAUUGAUGGAUCAGAUUCGUAUCUAAGAGAUCGUUCUUCAGUGCUUGCAAGAACAGUUUAUGACAUUGUAUUUCGUAUUAUGGAACUUGCUAUUGCUUUAUGGUUUCCUUGUGCAUUAUGGAAUUGGAAAAGACCCGAGAAGUUGUGGCUUAUUAACCCAAGGCAGCUGUUGCAGCAAAGUGAAGAGGGAGAGUCAGAUGAGCAUUCGUUUCUUGUAAAUUCACCUGGCCUCACUACAUCUUAUGCAUCAACUGAAACUUCAGUGCAAGCUUCUGUAAGCAUUGGUGAUGAAUGUUGGAUUUGCUUGGACAAAGAUUUAUUGAAGGGAGAAUCACUGAUGAUUCCAGCUAACUGUAAAUGUCACAAUCCAGUCCAUCAUUGUUGUCUCAAGAAAUGGAUUCUAGAGAAACAUGCCAGCAGCUCAGGCUCUGAGAAGCCAUGUUGUGCCAUUUGCCACGAACCGUAUGUUAUCUCUGUCCCUACAUCAUCAGGAUGGCUAUUAACUGGCUUAACUACAAGGCACUGGUUGACUAUAUGUGGUCUGGUUGCAGCUUUAUGUGGGCUCUUUGUCUCUGGUCAACAAACUGUUGACACGAACUGGCCGAAUGUCGUGAAGGUUUUCGUGCUAGGACUAGUCAUAAUUUCUAGCCUUCUUUGUAUACGAAUUUUAGUGCAGAACGUAAUGAAUGCACUGCGUCGAGCAAGAGCAGCUGCCAUGAUGAUUCGUGGUCGACUGCCUUCAGAAGAGGCUACACUUUGAUACAGAUACCUAGAAGACAGUCAGAUUUGUGUUUACUACUUGUAGUGAUAAUUAUGUGACAAAUGUAUAUUGCUGUGCUUGCCAAUAAAGACUGUAGGCUGCCUAGAUAUGAAUUAUUUACUGGUGCUAUAUUCGAUUGACAAUGUAUUGGACAAACUUGCA